Messenger RNA from Ylistrum balloti, 5383 nucleotides. Its product is annotated as Golgi resident protein GCP60-like. Gene Ontology annotation, cellular component: Golgi membrane. The coding region runs from base 1 to 1473 and encodes 490 amino acids. The record is from RefSeq and is a predicted model, not a curated record. The transcript is spliced from 9 exons. Lineage: Eukaryota; Metazoa; Mollusca; Bivalvia; Pectinida; Pectinidae. Gene Ontology annotation, molecular function: fatty-acyl-CoA binding.
AUGGCGACGGCUGCUGAUGAAGCGCUAGCUAACGAUGUCGGUUCGCUGACUGUCAGUGAUAACGAGAAGCCUGUCACUUCUGACAUGACAGACGAAUUUGCAGUAAAGUGGGGAUUCAAACUUCCAGAAGUGUACAGACUAGCUUUGAAAUUCUACAAAGAAAAGGAUGGGAAAGCCAUUCACCUUACCUACAAAGACAAGCUGAAGUUGGUGGCUUACACAAAACAGGCAUCACAUGGGAAGUGCCGAAAUGACAUCUCCCCUGAGGUGGGAUUCCUUGACGUAGUGGGCAGUGAUAGAAGACAGGCGUGGCAGGUACUUGGAGAUAUGUCACAAGAAACUGCCAUGGAAGAAUUUGUCAAACUGCUGGACAGCCUCAGUGGCUUGUUCAGGCCUUAUAUAGAUGCUCACAAGGUUGAACAUUUGGAAAAAAUCCGAAAACAGAAAGAAGAAGAAGAAAGAAAAAGAUUAGAAGAAGCUGAAAGAGAGCAACAGAGACUCGAAGAGGAAGCAAGACGUCAGCUGGAGAUGGAAAGACAGAAACAGUUGGACCAGGAAAUGCAGAUCCGAACAGCUUUGAACCAGCAGACAGCUGUACAGUUUAGUCAAUAUGCCCAACAACAAUAUCCCACCAACAAACAACAGCAAGAGGAGCUAAUUCGUCAGCUGCAGGAGCAGCACUUCCAGCAGUAUAUGCAGCAGGUGUACCAACAACAGUUACUCCAUCAGCAACAACAAUAUCAGCAACUGCAGGACAUGGCCCAGACUGGCACUGGUCAGCCCCCCAGACCCCCACCCCCAAAGGUCAGUCAUACAGAGGUCACCCAGACUGCCACACCUCUUCUACAAAAUGGUGAUAGCAGUACUACUCCUACAACAACAGCAGUAACAGAAAACGGACCUAUGUCAGUCCCUCCUCCUACAUCUGUCCCCAGCAAUGAAGAAGACAAUCCAGACCAAAUCCCAGCUCCCAUGCCUAACCUGAUGCCACCAUCCGUCUGGACACGUAAAGGUGGCCAAGGCUUCAAAGAUUCAGUUAAGGGUUGCAAAGAAAAUGUCAUAUACAUUGCCUCGUUGGCUACUGCCACGGUGCGAGUGCCAACACAUAUAGAUGGGACUUGUUUAUUUUGGGAGUUUGCUACUGACUAUUAUGACAUUGGCUUUGGCGUGUAUUUUGAGUGGUCAGUUGCUCCGAAUAACACUGUUAGUGUUCAUAUAAGUGAGUCCAGUGAUGAGGAGGAACUCGAGGAUGAACCAGUUGAAGAGAAAGGUGACAUAGAGAAGGGACCAAAACGAGAUGACCGACCGCCCACUGAUGAAAUAAUUCCUGUAUAUCGACGGGACAGCCAUGAAGAAGUAUACUGUGGUAGCCAUGCCUACCCAGGACAGGGAGUGUACCUACUCAAGUUUGAUAACUCCUACUCAUUGUGGCGUUCAAAAACUCUUUACUACCGUGUCUAUUACAGUAGAUAAUGCUUCAGGAGGAUAUCAGUAUUAAGGUCCUGGUGACUUCUAGAUCACGUGUAUGAAAGAGUGGGGCAUGUUACUGAAUGUCUGAGGAAGGUAGUAUGUGCUGAAAUACAGUGGUUCAUUCUUCAAUGCUUUUGCUGUUUUGUUCUCAAGAUGACCAUAUGUAACAUUGAAUUUGACUACUUAAAACAAAACUGAUAAUCAAAUGCUUGAAAUUUGAUUUCUAAAGUGAUCAAUAUGGUGUGUGUUUGUGAUUUAGAGUGACAGGACUGUGGUCAACUCAAUGGCCACCACACUGUUUGAUCUGUGAUUGUGAUACUAAGCUGUCUGUACAUUCGAGGUAUUUUAUCAAUUAUCACAUCUUUCAGAUUGCUAACAGUAACAAAAACGGGGUUACUUGGUGAGAUCAUGUAGUGAUUUCUAAAAUGAAAGCCUGCAGAAGCCAUACAUGUGUUGCUGACCCGACAUUAAGUGCCUGUGAGCUUACUAUGCCAAGGUGUGGUGUUUGUCAAAUAUCAAAUUAUCUUAAAAUGUUUUUAAGGAAUCAAAUUUUUUUUUUUAUUUAUUCCCCCCUCCCCCUCCCAAAACAUUUCCAGAGAUUUAUAUAUCACAGUUUAUCAAUAUUUAUCUUAUUUCUGGUAUAUAAAAUAGAUAAAAUAUCUGUCUGUUUUGUUAAAAUGAGGAGAGAUUGGUUGGCCCUUACACAUGGAAAAUAGGAUGUUAGAAUGUAAGGUCUUAUAUGUAAUACUAGCCAAUGUAUUAAAUAUUGGGAGAAUUAUGUAGACUUGUUUUGUUCUUUUCUGGGAAAGUAAAAGACGGUCUAUUAAACAUACAAUUACGAUCUGCAAAAAGUUUUAUUGAAAUUCCAUGAAAAGAAAUUUCACUUGGUCUAGUAAAUGUAUUGUACCAUAGCUUAAGCUGUAUCAUUUAGCCUUGCUUUUAUUUUAUACUUAGGAACAAAUUCAUUUUUUGUUAAGAAAAUAAUAUUGGUUGUAUUUAAAAUCAUUGAUCAUGCAUAUACUGUCGUGCAUAAUUAUAUUUAAUAAAAAUAUGAAAUCAUAUUUUAAUAACAUACACUUCCCAUGAAGUACAUUGUGUACACAACACUUGUGAGACACUUGUAUUGCCAAUGGGGCGUACACUUUGUCUGUGCAUCAGCUAAUCAUUUUCUCGAGAUCAUUUCAUCUUGGGCAUGCCUAUAUACUCUGAUCACUAAAAAAUAUUUUGUAUGCGAGUGCAUCUUGAAAUGGUGAGAUGUUGAAGGCAUGAGUUCAGUCUCGGAGCUUUACUAUAAAUAGAGUUGUAGCCCUUGUUCACUGUUGUUCCAGACCUUGUCAGUAGUCACCUGUGAUAGACAAAUUUGGUCUAUCUGUGGACGCAAAGAGUUGCGUACAAUCAAAUGGUCUUUUAUACCAUGGUGGGACAGAGUUAUCACCCUUUGCUUACUGUUCAAAGAAAGGUCAGAUGUCUCCCCCUGUUGCACUUACAUAUGGCCUGUUUUCAAUACAGAAAGUUUUUAAGGAAGUACAGGACUAGGAAUUGCUCACAUGUCUAUUUUUGGAAAAGAACUUCCAAGGAUUAAGAUUAGUCUGGGCUGUCUGAUAGAACCAUCUCCCUGAAAGCAUGCCAAACACUCCAGUGUAGUUAUAUAUCUUUCAUAAAGUGCUGGAAUGAUUAACGAGACGGAAGAUUCGGGUCAAAAGUGAAAACUACCAAAGUAGAAGUUCAAAAUACAAGGGGGAAACCUGUCAGAAAUGUCAUGCUUGAACAGCAGAUGUGAUCAGGAAAAUGUACUUUACCACACAUUAAAUGUAGACAGCAAUUAUUAUUGCAGGGGAUACUACAACUACACAGGCAUAAAUAUCAACUACACAGGCAUAAAUAUCAACUACACAGGCAUAAAUAUCAACUACACAGGCAUAAAUAUUAACUAUACAAGCAUAAAUAAUCAGGUGAAUGAACACAAGAUGUACAUACUUCAGAAGUGACAUACAAUUUACAUGUAUGCACAGUACAUGUAUGAUGUAGUUAGAAGCUGGGUUUUACCAGUUGGGAGUCUAUUUUGAAUUGGUUUGAAAACUUAUGUUCUGUGAAUAUUUUGUUGAAUUUAAAAGAGAUUUAUUAUAUAAUCAAUUGUUAUUAAAACUGAUGGCACUCUUUGCCUAAAGUUUAUCAUACAAAAAAUCUGAAGAUACUGACGUCACAUAGGUCAGUCACCUGGAUGGCACUAUUUCUAAUUGUUUUUGCUCUGGUAUGUUAAAAGAUGUUGUGAAUGUACUGUCUGUCAAAAACUUCUUGUUUCACUGUGUGUUUGGAGGUUUCAAAAAGCUUCAAGUACAAAAUAUCGCAGGAAAAACUAUUGAACAUUCAUGUUCAUGAUAUUGCCCUCUUAAUAUGUGUGAUGUUUUUUAGUAACUUGAUAAUGACACAAUUUGUAUUUAUUUAAGUUGAGUCUCUAUUAGUGAAUACUGAUAAAUUUGUUUUCUGUCAGAAGAAAUAUGGACCCCUAUAAGAGAUAUAGUAACACCUAAAGGCGAUCCUUCCAUCGGUCCAAGCCAACUGUCAGUAUUUAAGGGUAGAGAGGUGUAGUUGUUCACAGUGGAAUUCUGUUAGCUUCUAAAUGUUGUCAAUGAGAAGAAAUUUCAGCAGCGUCCCUAAAAGUCAUUUAAGGGAGAUUUUGUGCUGUAGAAUACAUGUCAAUGAUAAUUCUGUUGUUUUCAUGCUUUAUACCUCAUAGUAUGUUAGAAAUUUAGAUCUGCUUUCCAUAUCACUUCAUUUAUCAUUUUGAGAUAUGGCUGAAUAUUCUUGUAAUACAAUGUAACACAGAUAUGAAUCUGAAGUACGACCUCAACUUAAACCUGAAAAUCUGAACAGGAUUCACCAUAACAGCAACAACUUGAAAAGCUUGUAAUUACUUGUCUUUGAAUUUUAGAUUUCAGUUUAAUUAUGUCCAGAAGCUAAAAACUUGAAAUAAACUCAGUGAAAGGAUGGCAAUCGAUUCUUCCUUCAAUGUCUCAAGCUUUGGUCACAUUUUCUUUAGAUAACACAGAUGUGACUUGUGGAGAGAAGAUAGGAAGGUUGGGACAAGGAGAGCUUUCUGUAAAAGGGUGAUAAUAGAGAUGCAAGUUUUGGAGUUGGAGAAGAUAGGAAGGUUUGAAAUGCAGAAAGCUUACAAUGAAAGGGUGAGAAAAGAGAUGAGAGUUUUGGAAUUAAAGAAGAUAGGAAGGUUUGGAAUGCAUAAAGCAUAUAAGUAAAAGGUUAAUAAAAGAGAUGCGAGUUCUGGAGUUGGAGAAGAUACACUGAUUGUGGUUGAUGAGAGCUUACUAUCAUGACAUACUGAUGGUUAUAAGCAUUAAUACACUACAUCUUUAUUUUACAAACUUAGAGUUAACAUGGAAAAAAAUUCAAUUGUGUUAAGAUGAGUAGUUUAAUUUUGAAUAUUUGUGUUAUUUUUGACGGAGAAGAAAAUGUUUCAUUUCAGACUUGCCUUUAGCUAUGGAUUGGCCACCGGCUGUCAAUGUUUGAAUGUUAGUUUGACUAUGGAUUGAUAAUCCUGUCAACCUUGAUUUACAUGCGAUGUCUGUCCAGUCAGACAUUUACUGUCUGUCAGCUGUCUGUCCAGAUAUACACUUCAUGUCUGCUUAUUCAGACAUCAUCCACAUGUUGGCUUUCAGUUCAGUUGUGUAUUUUAGAUUUCUAUCCAGCUAGAGAUUGUCUGUGUCGGUCUGUUGAGAUAUGAGUCACUGGUUCGUACAUCAGAUGUCUGUCUAGUUUGUUAAUUAUACGUGCUGUUCCUUAGAAUCACUACUAGGUGUUAUACAGUUUGUUGUAUUUAUUAUCUAUAUGUACAGUGCUGCCUACUACCAAGAUCUUAUUGAAAUGUUAUUGAAUAAAUUGAAUGUAUGACUACUUA